GUCAAAUAAGUAAAUUAGGUUGUCAUAUCAUUUAAUGAUCAUUUAAAACGUAAAAUAAGUUGUAAAUCUUUCCAAUAGUAUUGUAAAACAGUUUAACUUGUUAUUUGGCGCUGUUUAAUCUUACUCUAGUUAUUUUAGAAUGUAAUUGUUAACACACUUUAGUUUAACAGGUAUAAAUAAAAAUGUUGCGCAGAAUAUUGAAGUUGGAUCUAAAAUCGAGUAUUAAUCGUUAUUUGCCGCAAUGUGUGACGACAGGUGAUUGUGCGCCGUGUAAGGUCUUCCUUACGCAAACAAAAUUUAAGCAUACCCCUACCUGCCCUGUUUUGAGUAUGCCGACUGGCGGUGACGAGGGUGACAAACCACUAAAACGCGCUCUUAAUUCUGGAAAAUGUCGCAUGGGCUUCCUUCCCGAUGAGUGGUUUACAUUUUUUUACUCAAAAACCGGCAAAUCGGGGGGCUAUGUGUUUUUACUUGUUUUCGCUAACUAUUGCGUCAGCAAAGAAAUUUUGGUAAUGGAACACGAAUACUAUGGGGGUUUGUCUUGGAUUAUAGUACUGUACUUCAUAUCGACGAAAUUUGGACCCGGCAUUGGGAAAACCCUCGACAAGCAAGUUGAUGAAGUUGUAGCGGAUUGGGAAAUAGGGAGGAAGGCGGAAACUGCAUUUCACGAGACGAUAAUAAAAGACGCCAGGCUGGCACAGAAGCGAGCGGAGGGGCAGAAAUAUUUAAUGGAUGCUAAAAAAGAAAAUAUUUUAAUGCAACUGGAGGCCAUUUAUCGGGAGAGAUCUAUGCUUGUAUAUAAAACGGUGAAGGGUCGCAUGGAUUAUCAUGUAAAAAAGUAUUACGCAGUGGCCCGUAUUGAACAGAAAUGGAUGAUUGAGUGGAUUCUGAAGAAUGUUAUGAGAGCUAUAACGCCUGACUUCCAAAAGCGAGCUUUAAAUCAGGCUAUAAAAGACAUAGAACGUGCAGCCAGUAGAGCAUGAGAUGUUUUAUGCGAAAAUCAAUGUAGUUACUUCCAUCAUUCUUAAUUAUAAAGUUAUUAAUGGACAUGAGCGACUCUAAUCCUAAAUCGUUAUUAUUUUUGUCUCGUUGAUAGUAUUUAUCUCAAUUUCGCGCGUCAAUGAACAAUUUAUUUUACGAUCGCAUAGUGAUUAUACUUAGAUUUCAGCAUUUGGUAAUGUAUUGUCUUUUUGUGGUAAUUGAAAUUAAAAUGUUAACAAAACUUUUAUCAA
Molecule: messenger RNA, 1232 nt
Organism: Pectinophora gossypiella (pink bollworm)
Lineage: Eukaryota; Metazoa; Arthropoda; Insecta; Lepidoptera; Gelechiidae
Product: ATP synthase subunit b, mitochondrial-like
Exons: 1
Coding region: 183-983 (266 amino acids)
Biological process (GO): proton motive force-driven ATP synthesis
Molecular function (GO): proton transmembrane transporter activity
Source: RefSeq, a predicted model, not a curated record